Messenger RNA from Arabis nemorensis, 4701 nucleotides. NCBI's taxonomy places the organism in Eukaryota, Viridiplantae, Streptophyta, Magnoliopsida, Brassicales, Brassicaceae. The record is from the annotation of a GenBank genome assembly.
AUGCUAGUUCUAGAGGGUGUGAUAAAGUAUAGAUGGAAUGCUCUCCCUGUUGAACAGCGAGAUGGAAUGAAAAAUUAUAUCUCAGAGGUCAUUGUGCAGCUCUCGAGUAAUGAAGCAUCUUUCAGAUCGGAAAGGCUCUAUCUAAACAAGCUAAAUGUCAUUCUGGUUCAGAUAGUGAAGCAUGAUUGGCCGGCUAAGUGGACAAGCUUCAUCCCCGAUCUAGUUGCGGCUGCUAAAACUAGCGAAACUAUCUGCGAAAAUUGCAUGUCCAUUUUGAAACUUCUAAGCGAAGAGGUUUUUGAUUUCUCAAGAGGAGAGAUGACUCUGCAGAAGAUUAAAGAGCUGAAACAAUCUCUAAACAGGCAUCUUGAGACCCUCCUCAAAUUCUUUCCAGUGCCAGCAUAUAGGAACCUCACUCUUCAAUGUUUAACUGAGGUUGCAGUUCUCAAUUUCGGGGACUUCUACAAUGUCCAGUAUGUCAAAAUGUACACCAUAUUUAUAGGGCAGUUGCAGGCAAUUCUCCCACCAAGUACAAAUAUUCCUGAGGCAUAUUCAAGCGGAAGUGGUGAAGAACAAGCAUUUAUCCAGAACUUGGCACUGUUUUUCACUUCGUUUUUCAAGUUUCAUAUAAGAGUCUUAGAAUCAGCGCCAGAACUAGUCGCUUUGUUACUUGCGGGUCUCGAAUAUCUCAUCAAUAUAUCAUAUGUCGAUGACACUGAAGUAUUUAAGGUUUGUUUGGACUAUUGGAACUCAUUGGUUUUGGAGCUGUUCGAUGCACAUCAUAAUUCUGAUAACCCGGCAUUAAGUGUAGGCUUGAUGGGAUUACAGAUGCCUUUCCUUCCUGGUAUGGUUGAUGGUCUUGGUUCUCAAGUCAUGCAGCGGCGUCAACUUUAUUCUAACCCAAUGUCCAAAUUAAGAGGGUUAAUGAUAAACCGCAUGGCGAAGCCUGAAGAAGUGCUUAUUGUUGAAGAUGAAAAUGGGAACAUAGUUCGUGAAACUAUGAAGGACAAUGAUGUUCUUGUCCAGUAUAAGAUAAUGCGGGAGACAUUAAUCUACCUCUCACACCUUGAUCAUGAUGAUACCGAGAAGCAGAUGUUGAGGAAGCUAAACAAACAAUUAAGCGGGGAGGAGUGGGCAUGGAACAAUCUGAACACUUUGUGCUGGGCAAUCGGGUCUAUUUCCGGAUCUAUGGCAGAAGAUCAGGAAAACAGAUUUUUGGUGAUGGUCAUCCGUGAUUUGUUGAAUUUAUGUGAAAUUACCAAGGGGAAAGAUAAUAAAGCUGUUAUUGCGAGCAACAUCAUGUAUGUCGUUGGCCAGUAUCCAAGAUUCUUAAGGGCACACUGGAAGUUUCUGAAGACUGUUGUGAACAAGUUGUUUGAAUUCAUGCAUGAGACACAUCCUGGUGUUCAGGACAUGGCCUGUGAUACAUUCUUGAAAAUAGUUCAGAAGUGCAAGCGUAAAUUUGUUAUUGUUCAGGUUGGAGAGAGUGAACCAUUUGUAUCUGAACUUCUAACAGGCCUUGCAACAACUGUUCAAGAUCUUGAGCCUCAUCAAAUUCACUCAUUUUACGAAUCAGUUGGUAAUAUGAUCCAAGCAGAAUCAGAUCCUCAGAAGAGAGAUGAAUAUCUCCAGAGGUUGAUGGCACUCCCGAACCAGAAAUGGGCAGAGAUCAUAGGACAGGCACGCCAAAGUGUAGAAUUCCUCAAGGAUCCAGGUGUGAUACGUACAGUACUUAACAUCUUACAGACUAAUACAAGUGCUGCUACUUCACUGGGAACAUACUUCUUGUCCCAAAUUUCCUUGAUCUUCUUGGAUAUGUUGAAUGUAUACAGAAUGUACAGUGAGCUUGUAUCAACCAACAUUACUGAUGGGGGCCCAUAUGCUUCCAAGACAUCCUUUGUAAAACUCUUAAGAUCUGUUAAGAGGGAAACACUUAAGCUGAUAGAAACCUUUUUAGACAAAGCUGAAGACCAGCCACAUAUAGGGAAACAAUUUGUGCCACCAAUGAUGGAAUCUGUGCUUGGUGACUAUGCUAGGAAUGUGCCUGAUGCUAGGGAAUCAGAAGUUCUUUCACUCUUCGCAACGAUUAUAAACAAACAGGAUCUUAUACGUGCAACACUGUCUGCGUUGCACGCCUAUCUUUCCUGGAUUCCGUUGGGCUAUAUUUUUGAGUCUCCUUUGCUUGAGACCCUCCUCAAAUUCUUUCCAGUGCCAGCAUAUAGGAACCUCACUCUUCAAUGUUUAACUGAGGUUGCAGUUCUCAAUUUCGGGGACUUCUACAAUGUCCAGUAUGUCAAAAUGUACACCAUAUUUAUAGGGCAGUUGCAGGCAAUUCUCCCACCAAGUACAAAUAUUCCUGAGGCAUAUUCAAGCGGAAGUGGUGAAGAACAAGCAUUUAUCCAGAACUUGGCACUGUUUUUCACUUCGUUUUUCAAGUUUCAUAUAAGAGUCUUAGAAUCAGCGCCAGAACUAGUCGCUUUGUUACUUGCGGGUCUCGAAUAUCUCAUCAAUAUAUCAUAUGUCGAUGACACUGAAGUAUUUAAGGUUUGUUUGGACUAUUGGAACUCAUUGGUUUUGGAGCUGUUCGAUGCACAUCAUAAUUCUGAUAACCCGGCAUUAAGUGUAGGCUUGAUGGGAUUACAGAUGCCUUUCCUUCCUGGUAUGGUUGAUGGUCUUGGUUCUCAAGUCAUGCAGCGGCGUCAACUUUAUUCUAACCCAAUGUCCAAAUUAAGAGGGUUAAUGAUAAACCGCAUGGCGAAGCCUGAAGAAGUGCUUAUUGUUGAAGAUGAAAAUGGGAACAUAGUUCGUGAAACUAUGAAGGACAAUGAUGUUCUUGUCCAGUAUAAGAUAAUGCGGGAGACAUUAAUCUACCUCUCACACCUUGAUCAUGAUGAUACCGAGAAGCAGAUGUUGAGGAAGCUAAACAAACAAUUAAGCGGGGAGGAGUGGGCAUGGAACAAUCUGAACACUUUGUGCUGGGCAAUCGGGUCUAUUUCCGGAUCUAUGGCAGAAGAUCAGGAAAACAGAUUUUUGGUGAUGGUCAUCCGUGAUUUGUUGAAUUUAUGUGAAAUUACCAAGGGGAAAGAUAAUAAAGCUGUUAUUGCGAGCAACAUCAUGUAUGUCGUUGGCCAGUAUCCAAGAUUCUUAAGGGCACACUGGAAGUUUCUGAAGACUGUUGUGAACAAGUUGUUUGAAUUCAUGCAUGAGACACAUCCUGGUGUUCAGGACAUGGCCUGUGAUACAUUCUUGAAAAUAGUUCAGAAGUGCAAGCGUAAAUUUGUUAUUGUUCAGGUUGGAGAGAGUGAACCAUUUGUAUCUGAACUUCUAACAGGCCUUGCAACAACUGUUCAAGAUCUUGAGCCUCAUCAAAUUCACUCAUUUUACGAAUCAGUUGGUAAUAUGAUCCAAGCAGAAUCAGAUCCUCAGAAGAGAGAUGAAUAUCUCCAGAGGUUGAUGGCACUCCCGAACCAGAAAUGGGCAGAGAUCAUAGGACAGGCACGCCAAAGUGUAGAAUUCCUCAAGGAUCCAGGUGUGAUACGUACAGUACUUAACAUCUUACAGACUAAUACAAGUGCUGCUACUUCACUGGGAACAUACUUCUUGUCCCAAAUUUCCUUGAUCUUCUUGGAUAUGUUGAAUGUAUACAGAAUGUACAGUGAGCUUGUAUCAACCAACAUUACUGAUGGGGGCCCAUAUGCUUCCAAGACAUCCUUUGUAAAACUCUUAAGAUCUGUUAAGAGGGAAACACUUAAGCUGAUAGAAACCUUUUUAGACAAAGCUGAAGACCAGCCACAUAUAGGGAAACAAUUUGUGCCACCAAUGAUGGAAUCUGUGCUUGGUGACUAUGCUAGGAAUGUGCCUGAUGCUAGGGAAUCAGAAGUUCUUUCACUCUUCGCAACGAUUAUAAACAAGUACAAGGCAACAAUGUUAGAAGAUGUGCCGCACAUAUUUGAAGCUGUUUUCCAGUGUACAUUGGAGAUGAUAACUAAGAACUUUGAAGAUUAUCCGGAACACCGGCUCAAGUUUUUCUCAUUACUCCGUGCUAUUGCUACAUUUUGUUUUCCGGCCUUGAUAAAGUUGUCAAGUCAGCAACUAAAACUAGUGAUGGAUUCAAUCAUCUGGGCAUUUAGGCAUACUGAGAGAAAUAUCGCUGAAACUGGGCUUAAUCUUUUGCUUGAGAUGCUGAAGAACUUUCAGCAAUCUGAGUUUUGUAAUCAAUUCUUCCGCUCAUACUUUAUGCAAAUUGAGCAAGAAAUAUUUGCUGUUUUGACUGAUACCUUCCAUAAGCCUGGCUUCAAGCUGCAUGUGUUGGUACUGCAGCAUCUGUUUUGCCUGGUUGAGAGUGGAUCUUUGACGGAACCUUUGUGGGAUGCUGCAACCGUACCUUACCCAUAUCCGAACAACGCUGCCUUUGUUCGUGAAUACACCAUUAAGCUAUUGAGCUCAUCAUUCCCCAACAUGACUGCAGCAGAAGUCACACAGUUUGUUAAUGGACUUUACGAGUCUAGAAAUGACCCUUCUGGAUUUAAGAGUAAUAUACGUGACUUCCUUGUACAGUCUAAGGAAUUUUCCGCUCAGGAUAACAAAGAUCUUUACGCCGAGGAAGCAGCUGCUCAGAGGGAGCGAGAGCGUCAAAGAAUGCUUUCGAUUCCUGGGCUUAUUGCUCCUAAUGAAAUUCAAGAUGAGAUGGUGGACUCAUAA